AUGAGCGAUUCGGAGUCCAUUCAGUUUAAUGUAAUGUCAGAGCUCGAGUCUCCGGUAGUCGGUCGAGAGGGAAGGAACGCCUGUCGUGGUGAGAGUAGGAAACCUUCCGUGAAGGAUUUGAAGCGGCCACCACUUCAUGGAGCUCCUUCCCCCACUUCACACAAGAGUUUGAGACGUUCGUCCGGAGGAUCAAGUUUGCAGUUUGUGGUGUGUGGCGAGGCGGGAGGGGAUGACUCGGAUAAUACAGACACCAUUCAGUUUAAUGUAAUGUCAGAGCUCGAGUCUCCGGUAGCCGGUCGAGAGGGAAGGAACGCCUCUCGUGGUGAGAGUAGGAAACCUUCCGUGAAGGAUUUGAAGCGGCCACCACUUCAUGGAGCUCCUUCCCCCACUUCACGCAAGAGUUUGAGACGUUCGUCCGAAGGAUCAAGUUUGCAGUUUGUGGUGUGUGGCGAGGCGGGAGGGGAUGACUCGGAUAAUACAGACACCAUUCAGUUUCAAACUGAAGGAGGUUCGCGCAAUAUAUCUCUUAAGGCAGCUUCCCCCACUUCGAUAGCGGGAAACCGACGUAAUGACUCUAACGGUAGGAGCCUUCGGCGGUCAAGCACGGAGAGUGGAGAUGAAUCAGUUGUUUUCGUCAUAGAGGACACGCAGUCGACUGGCGGCAAGAAACCUCUUUCACGGCGUGAGGCUUCGAACGAUGACACCAUCAGCUUUGUUGUGGGUGAUUCGGGGGGUGGUGAUGAAGAAGGUGCGGACGGGAGUAGCAUGCAGAAGAGUUUGAGUUUUACUGUUGUUGGCUCUGGAGAGUUGCCUGUCGCACCGCCGGUCUUUACUGGGAAGCAAGGCUCAUCAUCGCCGCAACUAAUGUCUCCUUUGGAGGCUCCGUCGAAGCCUGGUGUUGGGUCAAAGGAUAUGCAGAGACCACCAAAAGCAGUUUCUCGACCCAAGGAGGCAAAUAAUCUGAAGGGGAAAUAUCGGUCUUCUAGUCGAGAGAAUACCGGAGACGGCGGUAUGACGCGGUCGGAUAGCUACGAUGUGGUAGAGGAAGGUGGCACCCUUAAGAUUUGUGGCACAGCCAGCAAGCACACAAGGGCAGGACGGUUGGACAUACCGCAUACCACCACAAGGGGAAAAGACGUGCUUCCACCUACGGCGAGUGAAGCUGGGAAGCUAUCACCUGGGGAAACGCGCACAUCAACUGCGUUAGCGCCUAGCGCCUCUGCUCUGGUUCCGCUACCAUUUCCACAUCCGUCGCAGAAGAAAUUUUCCUUGAAAGCUGCUGAUAUAGAGGAGAUGUUUCUUCAGGCAAAGGUGUACACAGAACAUUGGCGAAUGUUCAACGACAUUCAACGAGAGGAGGUAGCACGACUGGCACAACGAAUUGUAGAGAUACGCGAUGGGGGUUCCAACACUGCGGGCAAAAUGAAGGGAAAGAGUGGGGAAGAAGGAAAGGACAAACCCCUGUGCUUUGCUGAUCUCUUCCGAGUAAAAUCCUUCUUGAAGGAGACUGACUUGCCAUGGAACACAGAACGCUUAGGUAACCAGAAGAAACGGUUGCCCCCGGGUCGACGGCCAGCGGCCCCCGCUCACUUAGUUGAAGGAGGUAAAUUACCUGCUGGUCGUGGAAUGAGCCGUCGUGACGAUUCCGGUGCGAACAGGCGCCAGCGGCCAUCCCCACAGGGAAAUAAGGGAACACGGGUGCCUAAAGGUGCCAAAUUGGGCGUGCCGCAUUUUGAGAAUGUAGCCAAGGAAAUGGAGUGUGACGCGGUAGCACAGUUUGCGGAGAUAUAUGGUGUCGCGUGGCCUCCAUCGUCGAAAAAUGAAUUGUUCUUCUUGACGGGCGUACGACUCACGCCGAAGCAGUGCGAAGAGUUCUACGAUUCAAUGCGGCUUUACGUUGUGGCAUCAUCAAAAGUAAACGCAAACAUGAACCUGCUCAACGCGAACGAAAGAGAUUUGAGCCCGUCCCGCCUAUCGGACGCGAAGCGAAAGGUGCGAGUGACACGCACGACCCUUUUACGCAAAGCGUUUACGGUGAUGGAUGUGGAGAAGAAUGGUGUCAUAAACGCUGCGUUACUUCCUUCGAUUCAACGAUUACUUGAGGAGGAACGGAGGCAUUUGCAAAGCGUAUUAGGUGGUGACGUGACUCCGGAGAAUUUCCUGUCGCGGUCACGAGGUGAGAAGGCUAAACUUAACGGCAACGUAGAAACCGUAGUUUCCCCUAAAGUGCCACAAAAUAGCACUGCAGUGAAUGCUGUGGGCACACUGCGCAUAUAUAGCUUGGUUUUGGACGUACUCCUCCCGCUUCUCUGUGCCUCGGGCCUAUUAACAUUCGACUUCACAACGGUGGGCUUACUCGUCUUCGGCACGUUGAGUUUAUCCACGGCGGGCGCUAGUCCCAGUUUUCUGAAGUGGCGGGAAGCCGCCCAACGCUGUUUUGAGUCCCUGCUCAAAAACCCCGUAUAG
This is a messenger RNA of Trypanosoma brucei brucei TREU927, 2466 nucleotides long. RefSeq lists its product as hypothetical. The record is from RefSeq and is a predicted model, not a curated record. NCBI's taxonomy places the organism in Eukaryota, Euglenozoa, Kinetoplastea, Trypanosomatida, Trypanosomatidae. The transcript has a single exon. The coding region runs from base 1 to 2466 and encodes 821 amino acids.